AUAAAUCCAAAUUUCUCUCCAUCAAAUAUCUCAGCUGACAAAGCUCUCUUAACUGUUGCAUAAGAGAGACCAAACCCACUUUGAUUCCUUCACCUUCAGAGACAACAGCUAUUCACCCUUUUAAGCUCUCUCUUGCACCACUCUCCUUUCUUGGAUUACUUUCUUAACUACAUCAAUCCUGCAAAGCUCCAGCCUUUUAGGCAGGGAGUGACAUGAUCCCGGAGUCUAAAACAAUCCCAUCUUUAUAAUUUUCCUUGCUUAGGAAUCCCAGUCAAACCCUGUUUUUCCAACUACUUCUUAAUUUGGUCCCUAUUUAUGUGAUUUUUAAGCAAAACCCACCGCUGAAACCAAACCAAGAUUGAAUUUUGCUUGGCUAAAUUUCUUAAAAGGUUAUCAGGUAAUUCAAGCGAUCAACUUUCUCAAUUGCGUUCUCUGUUGUUGUUCUUAAAGAGAUGAAUUUCAGGAGCUUGGAAGAGUUUUGGGCUUUUUAUGUGACUCAGCACUCAAAACCAUCUACAAGGCGCUGGCACUUCGCGGGCACACUCUCGAGUAUUCUAUUAUUGAUUUAUUCUGUGUUGUUUAACUGGUGGUUCUUGCUCUUUGUGCCUAUAUUUGGUUAUGGACUUGAAUGGUACAGCCAUUUCUUUGUGGAAGGGAAUGUUCCUGCCACUUUUGGGCAUCCAUUUUGGUCCCUUUUAUGUGAUUUUAGGAUGUUUGGAUUGAUGCUUACUGGGAAAAUGGACAGAGAGAUCAAGAGACUUGGAAAGAGACCUAUCUUGCAGGGCUUCUAAGGCUCUUAUGUUUAAGACUUUUGUGUUUAAUUCAUGAUACAAUCACUUGUAUCGGUUUCUUAGGAUGCUGUCAUGUCAGCUCUACUUAAACUCUUGUUGAUUACAUCUUGCUUCUGAUAAUGUUUAAAUACGUUUUUCUUAAAUUGAUGAUGAAUAAUUGAGUAGAAUUCCUUGAUGACAGCAAUAAUUUGACUCUGCUGGAUGAUUGUCGGUGUAAA
Durio zibethinus is the source of this 1009-nucleotide messenger RNA. RefSeq lists its product as uncharacterized. The record is from RefSeq and is a predicted model, not a curated record. NCBI's taxonomy places the organism in Eukaryota, Viridiplantae, Streptophyta, Magnoliopsida, Malvales, Malvaceae.